AUGUCAGCGGCAGACACUUCGAAACUCACCAAAAAGCAGAAGAAAUCGAUUGCCUUUCGAGACCGAAAGGGAAAAGGAAAAAGAGCCGAACAUGAUGAAGCUAUUCUUGACGUUCCUGUCUCCGAGGAUCAGGAUUUGGCUGAAGUGGAGGGCGAUACGGCGACAGCAGAAAACGAUCAGGGGGACAGUGGGCCAUUGGCGAAGAAGAGGAAAAGAGUUCAGGGUGAGGAUAGGUCGACGGGAGCGAACAAGAGUGAGGGCGAAGACGUUGGUGACGAAAAGAGGAAGAAGAAGCGGAAAAUCAAGGCAGCAACAGAGGGUGCUGGGGCUGGGGUUGCUGCUGAGACUGAGGAGCAGGAAGAGAAUGUGAAUUCGAAGACAAAUUCAAAACAGAGAUUCAUCUUGUUUGUCGGAAAUCUGAAGUAUACUACUCCGAAGAAUGCUAUUGAAGAGCAUUUUGCUGCAUGUGAUCCGCCGCCCACUAUCCGCCUGCUGACGCAGAAACAGCAGCGGGCUGGUGCGACAGUCGCAAAGUCGAAAGGCUGCGCCUUCCUUGAGUUCACCAGCAAAAAUUCCCUACAGCAAGCGCUCAAGCUACAUCACUCCACAUUGGACAGUCGGCAAAUCAAUGUCGAGCUAACGGCGGGUGGCGGAGGUAAGAGUGAAACUCGGCUGUCGAAGUUGCGAGAGAGAAACAAAGAACUAGCUGCCCAAAGGACGAAAAAACUACAGAAGGCCGUAGCAGACGGGCAAGAGGUACGCCCUGAUCGGCCUCAACGCUUUUCUGCAACUUCCGGCGAAGGUGAGGCACCACUAGCGAAGCGGACUUGGACGGUCGGCGAAGAGGAGGAUGAGAACACGCACCGUGGGGGGAAGAAGCACAAAAAGACGCGUGGUGCAAAGGUCAAGCCUUGGGGAACAGGCGUCAAUGCUAUACCUGUGGGGUGA
Messenger RNA from Heterobasidion irregulare TC 32-1, 948 nucleotides. RefSeq lists its product as uncharacterized. The transcript is spliced from 5 exons. Gene Ontology annotation, molecular function: RNA binding. NCBI's taxonomy places the organism in Eukaryota, Fungi, Basidiomycota, Agaricomycetes, Russulales, Bondarzewiaceae. Bases 1 to 948 code for a protein of 315 amino acids. The record is from RefSeq and is a predicted model, not a curated record.